GCUGUUCCCUCUACUCAGUGGUGUAUUCAUUGAAAUCGUAUGAAGUGCCCCGUUGCACGUCGGGUAAACUGAAAUAUGUACGUACGUCGCACAGCCUCGAAAAAAGCGUUGAGUUGUUAUAUUCAUCGAGUGAAAUAAAAACUACAGAGGCGAAAAAAAAGUCGUCCCUCAUCGACAAUUUGCGUGUGAAAACGCUUGGUUCAGUGGUGGUUAAACAAAAAUAAUCAGUGAUACUGAAUCACCAAAAAGUUGCAUUGUUUUUGGGGUGGACAGGUAGUGGGGGCACUACAACUGGGUGAAAUAAAUACACAUAGCCGGUGGAGGUGCUUUUCCACACCAGGGGACAAAAAUACGAGGUCUGGUUCUGAUUGUUGGAGAUGGCCACCAGUUACAGACGAUUUUUAGGGUCAAUGGAAUUAGGUGAAUAACGACUGGAAUACCAGAUGUGACUAAUGAGUGCUAGAUACAGACUAAGGACAAUAGCCCUGAUAAUACAUUUAUUUAACGUGUGCAUCACCAUCUGGUGAUACGAGAGGACAAAAUGUGUGAUCAAACAGAAAUUUGUUAUCUGGAAGGAGACGUUGUCUGGGUGAAGAUGGGCUUCUGUUGGUGGCCUGGACAGGUCACUGGCGUGGACAAUCUCCCAGAAGAGCUCAAAGUGGAGUUCAACAAAAAGCCACCCAUCGCUGCUGUCAAGUUUUUUCAGGAGAAUGUUUACGAACUCGUGAAGAACAUUCACCACAUUUACAAAUACAAUUGCACACAGAAGGAUGACUUCAUACAGAAAGGCCUAGACAAAUACCGUUCAAAAUCCAAAAGUGGAUCAAAAUUAAUGGACCAAUUUCCCGGGGACAUCGAGACCGCAGAGACCUUGACGGGUGGUGAUCCUGACAUCCUCAAAUCUGACAAGUUCUGUCCCACUGAGAAACCCGACAUAUCUGCCCUUUUCGGUGAGAAAAAGUCCCCAAAGAAAAAGCAGAAAUCUAAAGAUGACGAGAUGACACGUCGCAGCUACGAUGACGAGCGCAGGUCAGUACGCCCUCGUUUAUUCAAGGAGACCGAUCACGAGGUACGAAUUCGCUGUCAACCGAGCAGUCACCCAACGACGCCAACCUCGAUGGACAAGAACAUUUUUUCGUGUCCUCUCUGCAGCUUCACCUCAACCCGAGUGAACGUUCUCAUUUGCCACAGCAAGAUCCAUCGAGAUGGAGGUGCCGAGGCCUCACCUCGUCCAGUACAAAUUUCCACCAAGAGGCGAUCACUGGGGAAUGACUCGACGAAGCGAAAAUACGUGAGAAAAAUCAAGAGCCUGCCCAGGUUGAAGAACGAUCGGAGCUCUGAGCCGACGAAGAGGAAGCAGAAGCAAGCAGAAAAAGUCACAAAGAAGCAGAAAGCAGAUCCUGAGAUAAAUGAUCUCCUCGCUGACUGGGACGAUGGCUCUGAGGACAACAUGGACGUAGACCUCAACAAGUCCAGUGACACCCCCAUUGGCAGUCCCUCGAUGAAGGAUUCUACGACAGCUGCAGACGAUGACACUGAUCUCCUCAAGGAGUCGGAGAAGCUGCUGAAGGAGACUGAGAGUCUGUCCACGCAUCUGGAAAAUUCCAAGACCAUCGAUUCCGUCUGUGAAACCCCAGAGGUGCUGAAAACCGACCCGAAAAAGACAGAGGAGACUGUGAGUGAAUCUGAGAGCCUGUUAACACGUCCGAAGAACUCCAAGAGUAAAUCUGUGAAUGAUUCUCUACGUGAGGAGCCCGGCCUCAGUCCCUCGCUCAUCAAAGACAAGAAAAAGAUAAAGAAGGCUGACCACGAGGACGAAUCCAAGGAGUCCGAGAAGUCGGCGACGCGCGUGAAGUACUCCAAAUCCAAGCCGUCAGACAACGAGUCCCUCCAGGAAGCUACGACUCCAGUGGUGAAGGAGAGGUCUGCCCUCUCCAAGAAGCUGAAGAAGAGCUUGGGGGACAGAAAAAACUCGACUCCAGAGAAUGAUCAAGAUAAAUCAAAAUUCUCGUGCUUCGACUUCGAGGAGGAGGAGCCAGAACCGGCGUUCCCUCCAGUGAGAAAAAUACCUAGAGUCUUCGGAGAGAAGAACACGUCCCUCAAGAAGGAGAUCAUCAAGGAAUUCGUACUGAGUCAAGCGCUGGCGGAGGAGAAAGAAGCUGAGAGCAAGGCGAAUGAGAAGGCACCUGAGGAAAAUGUCAGUGAGGAUUUGAAAAAAUCGGAGGAGGACGAGAAAUUAUCCCAGGAAAUUCUGAAAACUGUUGACGAAGCUAGUGAGUUGGUGGCUAAAAUUGCGUCUGAGACUGAGAAAUCGAACGAAGGGAAGUCUAAGCGAGAUGUUACUGAGACAGAGUUGGAGAUUGUUGAAAUCCUGGAAGUCGAGCGUGAGAAAGACGGCGAAGAAAUUCCUGAGGAACAAAAAAAUAUGGAUACGAAUGAGCCUGAGCUUGAGCGUCAGCCUGAAAAAAUUGUGGACAACUACAGAUCCCCAAUGCACUCUCCAGGGAAGUCUCCAGGAAAAUCUCCAGGGAAAUCACCGGGUAAAUCCCCACGAAAGUCACCAUCGAAGUCCCCAAUGAGAUCCCCAAAGAAGCUGACCCCUUCCUCGAGCCCAUCGAAAUCAGAACCACUGCCAAAAGAUUCCAAAGACCUCGAGGACGAAGUUAACUCGGGAAGAGUAACAAUCGAGAGUGAAGAAGAAACCCUCACGAUCUCUCAAUUAUCAAAUGCAGGAUCUGGGGAUGGGGUCGAGCUGGGAUGGAAUCAAUUGAGUGAUAUUAUCGGAGGUGAUAAAUCCACAGAUCAAUCAUCUGUCGACUCUCUCCAGGCCAAAGUAUCAGAGAAACCCGCAAAGCGUCGGGGAAGGCCUCGAAAGUAUCCCCUGCAGACCGACAUCAGUGGAAAUGGCGACUCCAACAAAUUCGAGGAGCCACAGCUCCCUGGGACCCCUGACAGUCACGAGACGGAUAGAAAAACAUCAGAGUCCGAUGGAGAAAGAUCAUACACUGGGAGGAGACGAAAGCCCAACAAAAGGUACCUGGAGUCUGACAUUUAUUCGUCCCCAGGUCGUAGGACCCCCAGGACUGACGAUAGCCAGUCAGAGACUGAAGAGAAGGAGCACAAAGUGAAAGGGAGAAGGGGCAGAAAAUCCUCAGCAAUAAGCAAGACCUUUAGGAAAUCCCUGGAGGAGUAUGAAUUUUCUGAUCAAACCCUAGACAGUGCAGAGGAGUCUGGAGUCUCACCAAAACCACCCAUUAAAUCCUCGGAAUUUACAAGCGCGAGACCUGACGGGAUGAGUCCAGUAAAUAUCACUGAUCUGUUGGCUACAAGUGACGUCGAGAUCAAAUCUCCGGGGUUCGGCAGUCUUGAGCCCGAAGUAAAAUCAUUUGAGACUAAAGUGACAACUGAGGUACCUGUGGCCCACGAGGAAGAGGAGGAGAAGAAAAUUGAGAUGCUUCCGCCAAAGAAGUCGCAGAUAAAAAAAUUCGAGAUGUCUCAGAUUGAUUUAAAUGAGUCAAUCGAGACAAAAUUCGCUGAUCCUCCUGAGACAACAGAGACUUUAGUUGAGACUACUGAAGAAGAGGUGAUACCUCAGGCAGUGAAUGACCUUCAACAAGAAAUUGUUUCAGAAAUUAUAACAACCGUUGUUCAUAUGGAAUCAGAAACUACUGCUGGCACUGAGAAUAUUGUUGAGGAGACUAUUGAGAAUAUAAUAAUUGAGGAAGUGAUUGAGACGAAGGAAACUGUCGAAGCUCCUCGUCAGGAAGAAGAGCAAGGGCCUGUGGAAGCAAAUCCCUCAGUGUCUGAAGCUACUACCGCAGCUGCUGAAAUUCCAGAAGUCCCCGAAACUCUCGAAAUUCAGCCAACUCCGAGCGCCGAGGAAAAAAUCAUCCCAGAAGACGUUGAGACGGUGGUCCAAGCUCCUGAGGAUGUCCCAAAUGACACAAACAUCCCUCUCCCUGAGGAAUCUGUCGCCUCCCCAGCUGUAGAGGCCUUCAACUGCAGUCCUGGCCGUGAAAAAUCUCCUCCGAAAGAGUCACCGGUUCCUGCGGACGUCUCAGUCCCGGUGAAAAAGCGAGAGAAACCUCGAAUAAUCGAGAACGUGACCCUUAGAGAGCCCAUGCAGAUUCUAAAAUCAAAACUCCUGGAAAAACAGCCUGUAAAAGGUGCCAAGCACAAGUUAGAACCUGACAACACCUGCAAAACUGAAGCUGGUGGUAGCCCCCGAACAAAAAUGAUCAAACUCGACUCAAAUAAAGCCAACUCCUCCCCGAAGAGUCAGGCGUUGUCAAUAACUAAGAAACUGCAGGUGCUGAAGGCAGAUGAGGCCCUGGAGCUUCAACAGGAGAAGUUAACUCUCCCGAACACGAUCAGUAUCGCUUCGAGUGGUGGAUCAGAAGCGUCGGAAGUAGAAUUCGAUAUAAAUUCAAUUCCUUUCGUGAUGAGUGAAGAUCUCACCCCUGAGAACGUCGAGCAGAUGCCAGUGAUGAUGUCAUCGAUAAUCUCACCAUCCUCGAGUGCUAUUACGACAGCUCUCACCCUCCCUGUCCCCACGACUCAACAUAUCAAUCAAACGAGUAUCCCCGAGAAGGCUCCAGCGAAGAAAAAAACAGCAUCUCCAACGAUACUCAAGGCCAAAUCGAAAGCUAAACCAACGAUAACGAGCAUUAAAACCAUUGUACCCCCGAUGAUAGCAGGAAUGAAGGGGAUCAAGAUUCAGGGCCAGCAGACGACGAAGACGAUGCCAGUGUUGUCGUCGCCGAAGGGCUCUCCGGGGAAGUACGUGUUCGUACAGACGGGACAACCAAUGCGUUACACCGUCCAGGGGACAACCGUUCCCCAGAAGAUGCCGAUAUCCUCAAAAACCACUCCUGGAAAUCCGCAGAUUGUCCAGCAGGGUGGCAAAGUCGUGAUCCUAACGUCUCCUCAGUCGGGACAUACUAAAGUGGGAGUUCAAAAAACGAUAACGACUGGAAAGGUUCAGAAAAUUGUAACGAACAAAGGCCAACUGCUGGGACAGGUCGGUUUCAAGACGACAAUGAUAGCUCCCAAGAGUGAUACGAGCUCACCCACAACAUCUAAGAUUACAACAAGUAGUCAGAAAAUUGUUAACACUGGAGUAUUGACGACUAAAGGGGUUUUCACACCGAUAUCAGGGGGCAAGACAAUCCUGGGUACGAUUCCCCAGCAUUUUGUUAACAAAGCAGGAGUGAUCACUCAAAUUAAUGCCGCUCAGCUGACUGGAAAGGCAGUCAUGGGGCAGAAAACAUAUGUGGCGAACAAGGGGACAUUCUAUCCAAUUUCAGCGCAGGGGGGAGCCAAGACCCUCCUGACACCAAUUUCUCAGACCACCCUGGCUGGAAAAACCAUCAUAACAAGUGCUGGUUUGGUUCCUGGCAAAGGAGCAGUGCUGACACCCUUCACUGGACAGCAGGUGAAGGCAAUGGCUGCCAAAGGCAGUCCCACUAAGGCCAAGGUGCAAUAUCAAACGGUUGCCCAGAAGAUGCAGCUACCCGUGCUCCAUAAGAAAAUGACAAUGGCCUCAACAGUCCAGAGAGUGACUACAGUAAAGUCCCCAGGUGGUGCAAUUAUGCUACAGAAUCCGCCACCCCUGCAUCAAACUUCUCAGACUCCUGGAAAAAUGACUCCCAAGAAAAUUAUAAGACACAAUGUCAUGUCCCCGUUAUCUUCACAGGCAGGUAAAUCACAGUCUCCCCAGGGUACGUUGCAGAAAUCAAAGUCCAUGGCUGCAACACCGCAAAAGGGUAGACAAGCUAAACAGAAGAUUGUUAUUCAAAAAGUCUCCCAGGACAGUCCAUCGAAGACAACAGCGACAAUAAUAAAAACUCCUGGACAAAAGGCAGCUCCUAGUGGCAUACCAGGAUCGAAUAGAGUCGUUCGAGGGCAACCAGCAGUGAAAAAUAUUCAGAAACAACUCUCAAAUGUAGUUUCACCUACAUCUCCGGUGAUUCCAGCACCAGCAGUUGUAGCAUCUCCAGUGGAGGAGCAAAUGCCGGUGCCAGAGGCAUGUGCGAUCGAAUCAAAGCCAGUGGACGCCUCGACAUCGACGACUCCAGCCGAACCGAAGCCAGAGGAACCCAAGAUUCCCUCCCAGCCCCAGAUAAUGGCACUCCCCACUGACAGUGCGGAUGGUAGUCAGACGUAUGUCCUAGUGACAAUUGAUGAGCAGGGAGGAAUUCAUCCCCUGGACAACAACGCACUCAUGUCGCUGGAGGGUACGACUCCAAAUGCCGAUGGCUCGAGGACUUUAUACAUUGAUCCUAGCUCACUGGAUCCUUCUGGAGCCAUCGACAACAUCGUCCUGCAGUUUGACAACACUGCAGUCUCAACUUUGCCACAGACUAAUGCACCUGAGGUCUCUCAAACCGUCUCCGAAGGAUUCCAAACAUCAAAUCAGGAUAUUCUGGCCGCAGCCCUGGCUAAUACUGACUUCCAACAGGAGAUUGGACUCCCUGAGACCACUGUACCCACUGUCAUGACAGCUGGAUUAACGCAAACGAGUCUCGAUACUCAGACAAUUCUCCAGAGUACACUGAUUCCCUCAACAGAGCCCAUUUCAUCGCCAUCCGUCCUGGAGACGUCUCUGACACUUAACCAACCUAUCAUGACACCUCUUGAGGUACCAAGCAGCGUUGGGAUUCAGUCGGAUGUGACUGACGCAGCCCCUGUCUCCAGUAUGGCAUCCCUGGAAAUUCCAAUCUCCAUCGCGAAUUCAAACAUCUCGUACAUGCCUGCUCCUGAGGGUAUCCUCCCUGGAAACUCAAUGCCAGACAUUGGCGAGCUGAUGGAGACCUCAGAGCCUGCUGAUGCUCAGAAUCAGGCAUCCGGUCAAUACCUGGUUAUUCCGGACAUACAGGAGGGAAUUGAGAGACAGGGAGAGACUGAGACUCAAACCGCUACGAUUUCCUACGCCGUUUCAAUCCCAGAGAAUGUCGCACUCGACUCGGGACACGUGCAGACCACUCCCUCCAUGCCAAUCAUCGAUGAUUCCUUCGUUGAUAAUGUGGAAUUUGGAGGAGAAAGCCAGAGCACAGCUGCUGAUGAAUUGAUAAAGGAAUCGCACGAGGGAAAAUCAGAGGAAAUGGAAACUCCACAGGUAGUUCGGGACAUGCCAAUCGUCCAGACUGACGAGAUCGAUCACACUCCUCUGCCGAAACCUCAGGAAGCCGAGGAUAAUUCCAGUAACAUCACUAGCUGCGUGGAGGAGCCCUCAGCAUCAGAACCAAAGCCACCAGAGGCUGAUGUCCAAUCGUCGAGCACUUUUGAAGCAGAGGCAGUAGAGAUUCAGAAAUCAGAGGAAAAUCCAUCUAAAAUGGAAAAUGAACCCGAGCCAAUGGAAACUGAGACUGUUGAGAGUGCUCCAGAAAUUCAGGUGAGCCCUCCAGUGACACAGUCGACCCAGCCCGAACCCAUGGACGUCGAUUUCGAGAGCACAGAGCCUGGGGCGAGUCAGGACACCAUUGAUGCAGUUGACGAGGCACCUUCUCAGUCUUUCGAGAAUUUUGAGAAUCUAUCGAUCAAUGAUGAGGUGAUAUCUCAGUCUACGUCAAAGUCUGAGGGAAUUGAGGCCACACAGUCGAGCCCCUAUGAGUCCCUGGAGAGAACAGUGGCUGGAGAACCUCCAACUCAGUCAUUUGAAGACGCUAGAGUGGAAUCAGGGGCGUCUGUAUCUCAAUCCUCGUACGAGGGAUCAAGUGAGAAUACAAAUACACCCACCCAAUCUUUCAACGAGGUGAGAGCCGCUGACGAGGCUGGAGACGAUCCCAGCUUCCCAACGCAGAGCUACGAAGUGGUAAAUGCUGACAAUUUGGUCGAGUCCCUGGAGACCGAUGGGGAGAUCAGUCAAGAGGGCAACAUUCCUUCGCAGUCGAAUGACGUUGGUAACGAGGGAAUUGGAACCUCAGGAUUUUCCAAUAAUUCUGGACUGAAUGAGGAUGAGACUGCGAGCUCUUCGUACGUUCCUGAGACACCCGAGACUCAGGAGAGGGAUCAGGAUCAAGAGAGUGCCAUCAGCACGUCGAGCUAUGAAAUUCCACCCUGUGAGGAAAUCAAUAUCGCGACAUCGAGUGUUAUUCCUGAUACCUCGGAUACUGCGAGUCUUCAUGAUAAUGGAGUUCCUGAAAUUCCCACCUCCUCGUACAAUCUCAAUCCUGACAGCAGCUCGACCCAUGUCGACGCUGUACCAACGUCCAGUUUCGAGGAUCAGGUGGUCGUCGAACAGAAUGUGUCGACAUCCUACGACGUGCCCAUCUCUAUGCCCAGGUUGGAGGGAGACUCGGCUCAGAAUUUCGUUAGUGAGAGUUCGGACCAGAGGAAUGAACCUAGUAGUUACUACACUCGUAAUCCUGAGGAAGGAACAUCGGAACCGAGUCAAAGCUAUUUCAUGCCAGAAGGUCCAAGUCCGAGUUACACGAGCCAAACCGUCUCCCCCAGCUGUUACGACGCACCACCUGAGACCGAGGCAAGUCAAAGUUACUACUCUACCCAAGAGGUGGACAGAACUGACCAGUCGAGAAACGUCGAGGCCUCCCAGAGUUUCUACCAGGAUACAACCGACGAAGUGAGACUGCGAUCCCAGGGUGAGGCCACCCCCACGUACACCGAGAGAUAUCCACUGGACUACACCCUCGAUAAUUCUCCAAUCGAGAGGCACGAUCUAGUGGAGAGUUCAGUGCCAGCUACAAAACCCACCGAGAGGUAAUAAUCAGCGGGACAAACUGUUUUGUAAUUUCUCCCUUGAUAAAAACAAAAAUAUAUACACCAACGUAUGUAUAUAUAUAUAUCCUUUUUUAAACGUGCUCCUGAAGUGGCUGAACUACCAAGUGUUGGUAGAAAAAUUGAACGACUAGAGAAAAAAAAAACCUACGACUUAAGUGUAAAUAUUAAAGAGUGAUGAAGGCAAAAUAAUUUGAUGAUGGCAGUGCUUGGGCAUGGGGAUAGAUCCUUAUAAUUUAUAUUGACACGAGAAAUAUAAUAGUCAACGAUAAAUUUAUAUUGACGGAGGGAUAAUGGAAAUUUAAUGACAGAACAGAUUAACACGAGCACUUGACUAUUUUUAUCAUGACUUUCGUUCGAUUAAAAGCCAAUUAUCUUUGGGAGAUUUUUUUUUUUUUAAAUUGCGCAAGGACGAAGGAUAAUUGGUAGUAUAAUUGGUCAGGCACUCGUCACUUCAGUUACGUUUAGAAUCAUGAUUGAUAAUUAGAUAUAUGGGAAGUUCAGAAUAUGUUGUGACACUGACUAUUGCAAUAUCUGAUCGGUACUGAAGGAUUUAAAAUUGUGGGGAGGCAUUAUUUUGAUGGUUCACGAUAACUCUGAGAGAUCGCAUCAAAGCUUCGUUUAGGAUUAAUCACUAUAGUGUUUAAUUUGUUUAGAGGAUAGAGAUGAGAAAAAUAAAUGGAAUAUAUGAAAGUUUAUUUGAGGUGAAGUAUCAGAGUUCCCACUAUAUGAUUUUGAGAUAUUUUGAUUUCUUCUUUUAUUUCAGCGUAUAAUCUUUGAUGUUAAUUAAUGUGGUAAAUAAUAAGGGUGGGGAUUGUGGAUUUUUUGAGUAUGUGAGAGGCUUGAAAAGUUUGUCGAGUUGUCGGAAAAAUUAUGACAUUUUUUAAAUGCUAUCAGGGGCUAAUUAAUCAUCCGGAGGGUGUAAAUAAACGACUGAUAAUGCAACUCGAUGAUAACGAGUCAAUUUUUUUGAUAAAAAAUUCAUUGAUAAGGCGACAAAGAAGUUUGAGGACUUGACAGACUUCUCAUGGCUCUGAAAACUAAAAACUAAACAAAAACACAAAAAAAAACACAUGAUAAUUAUAAUUAUUACCUUUAUAGCCUCAACAAAAUAUGUUAUAUUCGAAAAAAAAUAAACAAAAACUAUGUUUUUA
Messenger RNA from Fopius arisanus, 9890 nucleotides. RefSeq names its product mucin-17. The record is from RefSeq and is a predicted model, not a curated record. The transcript is spliced from 3 exons. NCBI's taxonomy places the organism in Eukaryota, Metazoa, Arthropoda, Insecta, Hymenoptera, Braconidae. Bases 542 to 8722 code for a protein of 2726 amino acids.